Molecule: messenger RNA, 968 nt
Organism: Hibiscus syriacus
Lineage: Eukaryota; Viridiplantae; Streptophyta; Magnoliopsida; Malvales; Malvaceae
Product: syntaxin-124-like
Exons: 1
Coding region: 51-968 (305 amino acids)
Biological process (GO): exocytosis; vesicle fusion; intracellular protein transport
Cellular component (GO): plasma membrane; SNARE complex; endomembrane system
Molecular function (GO): SNAP receptor activity; SNARE binding
Source: RefSeq, a predicted model, not a curated record
CAUCUCUUUUCAUUAAAUUUCUCUGUAAUUCAUUGAGAGUUUGAGCCAUAAUGAACGAUUUAAUUUCGAGUUCGUUCAGGAAAUACACGGACCUUAAACAACAGACGUACAUGGACGACCUGGAAGCCGGAACCGAGACUGUUAACCUUGACAAAUUCUUCGAGGACGUCGAGAAUGUUAAAGAAGACAUGAAAACUAUAGAGACGCUUUACAAGGCAUUACAAGAAGCCAACGAGGAAUGCAAAACGGCACACAAUGCCAAGACCAUGAAACAGCUACGUUCUCGAAUGGACGCCGAUGUCGAACAGGUUCUCAAAAGAGUGAAAGUCAUCAAAGGGAAGAUCGAAGCUCUAGAAAAAUCCAAUGCCGCUGCCCGUAGCGCUCCAGGUUGCGGACCCGGAUCAUCCUCCGAUAGGACCCGAACCUCGGUUGUUAGCGGGUUGGGUAAGAAGCUAAAGACGAUGAUGGAUGAUUUCCAAGGUUUUAGAGCUAGGAUGCAAGCGGAGUACAAAGAAACCGUUGAACGACGCUAUUUCACCAUCACCGGACAAAAACCUGACGAAGACACUAUCGAGAAUUUGAUCAUGAGCGGCGAGAGUGAGAGCUUCCUCCAAAGGGCAAUCCAGGAACAAGGGAGAGGUCAAAUUAUGGACACCAUUUCCGAGAUUCAAGAACGACACGACGCCGUUAAGGAGAUCGAAAAGAAUUUGCUCGAGCUUCAUCAGAUAUUCCUGGACAUGGCUGCGCUCGUCGAAGCUCAGGGUCAUCAACUGAACGAUAUCGAAAGCAAUGUUGCACAUGCAAGCUCCUUCGUGAGGCGAGGGACGGAGCAGCUUCAAGAGGCGAGGGAACAACAGAAGAGCUCAAGGAAAUGGACGUGCUAUGCCAUCAUUGCUGCCAUUAUCUUGAUUAUAGUAAUCCUCCUGCCGCUGCUGCCGACGAUCAUAACUUUGCUUAAGCACAAAUAG